AAAAAACAAUUACUUACCAAAAAACACUGCACGCAUGAGCUAUGGCCGGUUUGUUUCUUCGUGUCUCUCAUAGGCUCAAAGCCCACCAUACGUAGAAGCUCAAACAAAUCCAUUUCAUAAACAAUCUUUCAUUGCCUCAUCCUUGUCCAAAAUCCAAAAUGCUCUCAUCAAAGUUCCAAAUUUUUAAGCUUCUCUCUCACACUAGAAAAACCAGGCCUUUCAUCUUCUUAUACCACCCACUAUGCACCAUGCCUGACUCAACCCAACUCACCGAAUCACCCGAGCUUCCAAGUUGGGUCAAAUUCAGCGACACCCAAAACCCAUCAAACCCAGAUUCAGAUGAUGAAUUUGUUAUACCUUCACUUGCUCGUUGGGUUGACAACCACAAGUUUCAUGAUCACAGCCAAGUUGUUAAGCAAAUGCUAAGUGAAAACACUGAGACAGAGGUUGAUAAAAUCAGCAAAAUCCUCAAGAAUUGGUACCCGUCGCCUGAUAAAGCAGCGGAAGCUCUAAAUGGGUCUGGUUUUAUUGCAUCAAACAAUUUAGUUGAACAGCUUUUGAAGAGAUUUAGCAAUGAUUGGGUCCCGGCUUUCGGAGUUUUCACUUGGGCAAAAAUGCAAACAGGUUAUAGGCAUUCUCCUGAGCUUUAUGAUUCCAUGGUUGAUAUCUUAGGAAAGGCGGAGCAGUUCCGUACUGUGUGGGAAUUGGUGGAGGAGAUGAAUGAGUUAGGUGGGUAUGUCACAUUGGUCACAAUGAGUAAGGUUAUGAGGAGGCUUGCAAAGGCUGGUAAAUACAAGGAGGCAAUAGAGGCAUUUAGGAAAAUAGAGAUGUUUGGUGUGAGCAAAGAUACCACAUCAAUGAAUGUACUAAUGGAUGCAUUGGUGAAAGAGGGUAGUGUUGAGGAUGCCCAUGAUGUUUUCUUGACGUUCAAGAAAGUAAUACCUUUGAGUGCUCACACAUUCAAUGUACUGAUACAUGGGUGGUGCAAGGCUAGGAAAUUAGACCAUGCCAAAAAGGCUAUGGAGGAUAUGGAGAAACAUGGGUUUCAGCCUGAUGUGUUCUCCUAUACUUAUUUCAUUGGAGCUUAUUGUCGGGAAAAGGAUUUCCGUAAAGUGGAUAAAAUUCUUGAAGAAAUGAAAGAUAAGGGCUGCCGGCCUAGUGAGGUGACUUAUACUAUUGUAAUGCAUGCUCUAGGGAAGGCAAAAAGGAUUAAUGAAGCUUUGGAGGUUUAUGAGAAGAUGAAGAGGAAUGGUUGUGUUCCUGAUGCAUCAAUUUAUAGCUCUUUGAUAUUCAUUCUUGGUAAGUCCGGUAGGCUUAAAGAUGCACGCGACGUAUUUGAGGACAUGACAAAGCAAGGAGUUAGUCGGGAUGCGUUGACAUAUAAUACUUUGAUCUCUUGUUAUUGCGUGCAUUUGCAAGAAGAGGCGGCGAUGAAGUUGCUUCAGCAAAUGGAAGAGGAUACUUGCAAGCCAAAUCUUAAGACUUAUGGUCCUCUAUUGAGGAUGUGCUGUCAGAAGAAGAGAAUGAAGGUGCUAUACUUCUUGUUAGACCACAUGUUUAGAAAUGACAUCAGUCCAGAAGUCGGGACUUAUUCGCUUUUGGUGCAUGGACUAUGUAAGAACGGGAAACUUGAACACGCUUGCUUGUUCUUUGAAGAGAUGGUGUUGAAGGGAAUGGUUCCAAAGGAUUGCACAUACAAGAUGUUGACGGAAGGACUUGAGGGCAAGAGUAUGACAAAAGCAAAGGAACAUAUUGAGAAGUUGAUGUCACGGUCACAGAACAACGAAGCAAAAGAGCACAUCUACUACAAUGGUAGUUUUUGUCUUUAGAUAAGGAUGAAUUGCUUCAGCUAUUUUACAUUGGGUUCGAUGAGUUUCUAAUAUAUUACCAAUGAAAUCAAAGUGUUAUUUUUAUUUUCUAGGAUGAUGAAUGUGAAUAAUUUUAUCAGUUUUGUCA
Quercus robur (English oak) is the source of this 1956-nucleotide messenger RNA. RefSeq names its product pentatricopeptide repeat-containing protein At3g22670, mitochondrial. The transcript has a single exon. Bases 159 to 1829 code for a protein of 556 amino acids. The record is from RefSeq and is a predicted model, not a curated record. Lineage: Eukaryota; Viridiplantae; Streptophyta; Magnoliopsida; Fagales; Fagaceae. Gene Ontology annotation, molecular function: protein binding.